UCCCGCCCAUCGGCUUCGGCUUGCGGGCCUUUCAAACAUGGAGGAGCGCGAGUGGGGGGCGAGGUCGGCUCGCGCCGGCAGCCCAGCCAGCCCGCCCAGCCCGCGGCUGGACGUCAGCUCCUACAGCUUCGACCCGCUGCUGGCCCUGUACGCGCCGCGCCUGCCGCCCAUUCCUUACCCCAACGCUCCGUGCUUCAACAACGUGGCGGAGUACGAGAGCUUCCUGAAGGGCGGGCGCACCGGGCGCGGUCGAGCUCGGGGCACGGGAGAGCCGGCCUCGGCGGGAACCUCCACCGGAACCUCCACGGGAGCCGGGACCUCGUCCAGGGCCCGUCGCCGAGCCGCGCCCACCCCGGAUCCCGAGCGCAUCCAGCGCCUGCGCCGGCUCAUGGUGGUCAAGGAGGACACGGACGGCACGGCCGGGUCGCGACGCCAGGGCCCGGGGCGCAGCAAGAAGGCACCCCGCAACGUGCUCACGCGGAUGCCCUUGCAUGAGGGUAGCCCUCUGGGCGAGCUGCACCGCUGCAUCCGAGAGGGGGUGAAGGUGAACGUGCACAUCCGCACUUUCAAGGGACUCCGUGGCGUCUGCACUGGCUUCCUCGUUGCCUUCGACAAGUUCUGGAACAUGCUAUUUGAUCGGCUGAAACUCCAAGAUUCCUCCAAAAAGGAAGCAGAUUCCAAGUCUGCAGUGGAGGACUCCACCCUGUCUCGUUACUCCCAGACAUCCACUUGGAAGGUGGCUUCGGUGUGGGGACGAGGGGACACUGACCGCGGCUCACACAGGCGCUCCCGCUCCGUCCCUUCCUCCCUGCAGGCAUCUGCAAGGGAGGAGUCCAGGUCUGAGCUGUCAGGGAGGACUACACGGACAGAAGGGUCCAGUGUGGGAGGUACCUUCUCCAGGGCCACCACCCUUUCACGGGGCCAGUCCCGUAAGAAAAAGCGAAAGCCCAAGGUGGAUUACCAGCAGGUGUUUACUCGACACAUAAAUCAGAUUUUCAUUCGAGGCGAGAAUGUCCUGCUGGUUCAUCUUGCACAGUGAGCAGCUCAGCCCCACUUGACCUUUGGGUUUUAGAAAUAAAGUGCAUGAACUGUUCCCAUGCUAUAUCCUAGUAUCCCAGACAGUGUGAGUCGAAGUGGUUCCCGCUGGUCCUGCCCGUGCAGAGCACAGAGCUGGCUCACCCUCUGGAAGGACAGGUCAGCAGUUCUAACAGGCAACAGCCAUUCACAGGACACGCUCUGACGGGCUGCCACUGGCUGCUCCAGAGUCUCAAGUGUAAGCGCUUUGCUUUGACUUAGGGUCCCAGUACAAGUGGACUCCACUCCGUGGAACCUCAGGAGUGUCUGAGAAGGAAAAUUUUCAUUUCCAAAGGCUAGCGCUCUGAGCACCAUGAGUUUGAUCUCACGAUGAUCGUGUUCGAGCCGUGUAAAUUGCCCAAGAUCCCACAGCCAUAUCUUAGAACUGAUCUUCUACAUCAUUCUCUCUUGAUCAAGAAAUGAAAUUUUUUAUCCUUUGAAUAUUGAUAAGGUCUAGGAAAGUUACCAGCUUAUGAAGGAGUAAAGCUCAGCUAGGUGGUUGCUCCAAGCAGCCAGUGGUAAGCUCUCUGCUCUGCCCCCCUCUCCCCCUGGGAAGGUGUGCAGAAGCUUGUCUCCCUCACCAGAGGUGGCCUCUGCACAUGGCACACCAGAUGGGACUGUCCCGAACUUGUGGCUUGUCCUCUCCGACUCCUGUGGCAUGGUGCUAGUGCAUGUGACCUGUGCUGUCACCCCAUGUGUUAUGUGUGACCUGUCCUGAUGCGCCCUUCCUGUCUGACUUCAGAGAGUUCUGCAUGAACUCAGUAAUGCACAUCUCUCUCACUGCUGGGAGUUGCCUUUCCAGGCGGGCCUGGCCUUGGGUAGAAAGUCUCAGAAUGGUGUCACCGAAAGAGGGGUCAUACUUUAUUCCCUGUGUCAAGCCAGUGAGGUUUUUAGAAAGAAAGAUGGGUGUGUCCUAAGGGCCCUUGACUCCCAUUUAUGCUUGAGUGUCAGGAAUACCAAAGGACCCAGGUUGCUCCUACUUGAAUCAUAUCACCGUAUGCUUUUCAGUCACUAGUACAGACUGGCCUGCAUCUUGACAUAGACUGUUAGGCACCAUUGACUUACAAACUUUUGUUUAUACUUGCUCUGUCUUAGAUAACUUAUGUUCAGAGGGAGAAUGAGAAGUAGCUAGUUAGUCCAAAUGUAUGUUUGAAUAGAACAUUUCCCCUGCCGGGUCUUUGAAUAGCAUUGGUAAGCCCUCUGAGAAGCAGGGUAAAUCAAGUUUAGAGACUGGGACACUUGGUUCUUCUGUUAGCUGGACCACUGCCUCAUCAGACAAUGAAAAGUCAGCAGACGUGCCUCAGUUUCCCCAUCAGACACCUACCUCACCAGGGCACUGUGGCAGUUUCAGGAAGACAUUUUACAGCCUCUAAGCAUAUCUAAGUGCCGUGAAUAAAUCUCCUUACUCUAGAGUAUAGCUCUGUAAAACUUCUUGUUCUGUGAGUGAGGCAGGUGCUGUAAAGAAAGCGAUCUUCCAGCUGUCAUUUCUGGUCCUGUAGCCUCCAUCAGAGGACUGUGAGAGCUUCCUGGUCUGUCUCUCCUCUAGAAAGAAGCAGGCGAUCUCAGAGGAACACCUUCAUCUAGGAGAAAGUGACUCUCUCUGCUGCUGCCCCACAUCCCAGGCCUGCUUUUCAAGGGGAUCUGUUCUGGUACUGCAGGGAGAAUAUGCAGCUAAAAGCACAGCUCCCAAAGGGGAUUUCUGGGCUUGUCUCUUCUCACUUUACCUGUUUUUAUUUCCAGUUGUAUCUCCAUUUGAAGGUAGGGCAGGUGCACUGGAAGCUCUGGUGAAGACUCAAGCUCAAAGCUCUUUAUCCUGUAGUCUAAAUUCUCCUCGGCCUCCUAGGCCAGAUCUGUUGUUCAGUUGCUUUGCUCACCCAUCAGUCUGGAGCGCCUCUCAAGCCUUGCUCCCUGUGUGGCUCUGCACCCCCAUCUGCCCUGUCCCUCUUAGGUAGAAGCUAGAAUGGAUGCUCUUUCCCCGACUGUGUAGAGAUGUGCAAUCCAAAGGAAUAGAGAGGUUUCUGUCCAUCCUAGUGAGCUCCUGGUGCCAACCUCAUGUUAGCAUACAGCUUCUCACAUUUCUAUAAGGUCUGAUUUAUAAUUCCCCUCAACAUGACAACUCUCUGUGAAAACUGUCUUUGAAUUUCAUGUGUUCUAAUUUGCGUAAUUCGGACAGUGAUUCAGAAAUGAACACUCUUUAGGAAAUGUGCAGUUUUGUGCAAAGCAUGGCAAUUAUUUUUUAGAAAAGUCAAUUUAAUAAAUUAUUGCCUUUAGUUUUGGAACAAUUUUUAAAAAUAAAGAAAAAUAGGUCCUAAUAAUGUUCUGCUUCUCCAAAUAUCACAGAUAUCACAGGUCAUCUGUGAGUCACUGUAGUGGCUUGGGGGAUGGGGAACUGUGCUGGGUGCUUCAUGGUGGGCCCUGUGCUCUGUUCAUGAGACCCUGAGUUCAGUCUCUGGCCUGGAUGAAUGAGUGAGUCAAUGAGUCACUGGCUGAAGUUUUCCUUCUGAGAAAAAAAGAACCCAGGAAAAGGGGUUGGUGAGGUCACCUCCUAGAAGAUGCACCCCUUUCCACUAAGGAGCCCCACAAUUCAAGAACGGAAUAGAACCUCUUCACUUGUGUUCUGUGGGGGUUACAGUUCUCUUACGGAUACACUUUACUUUCGAAUAAAUGGCUCUGAUUGUUCAAACUAAUUUCUAGCCAUCUGAAUAAUUCACAGAAUAUAACUAUUUUUUUUUUUUUUUGAAACAGUCUCACUGUGUCUGCCUGUCUGGGCUGGAACUCACUAAGUAGACCAGGCUAGUUUCAAACUCGCAGAUCUGUCUGCCUUUGCUAUAACUAAAGAGGUGUCCUACCACCCUUUGGCUCAGCCAUUAAUAUUACCAGCUUGGCCACAGUUCUUGUGCUCAGCUUGAAGAGAAAUUACACGUGGGCAAGUAUUACCAUCUGAACAGGCUGUUAAAGGUUCAUGCUCAAAUGUAAGGGAGACAACGGACAGGACAGGGCAGGACAGGGGCCCUGGGUGCUGUCCAAGGACUAAGGAAUACAACUUAAAUAGACAAAGGGAGCCUGGUUAUACAGGCCCAGUCAGCCCAUUGUACAGAGGCCUAGAUUUCUCCGUGUGUCUCGGUGGCUGGGUUGACGGAGUGGUCUGUGUGCUUCUGUCAGUGCUUUUGCAGAAGCUGCUGGCUGUGCUCAUCCCACCAGGAAUAUCCUUGUGUUGGUCAAGUUCAGACAUGAUCCAUAUAGGUCACAGGAAAGCCGGGGAGCGGGGGAAGGUUACAGGUGGGAGGACCGUUUGAAAGAAGUGUGCAUUAAAUGGGCAGAGUUAAUGUAGAACCAUUUCUGUGUCCACAAAGCCGUCCUUAUACUCCAUAUCAGUACAGCUGUCACCUGGGUUGUCUGUCUUAGUGUCUGGGAGGCCUGAGGUUUCCCUUAGGACCAGCAGGUGGUUUGUGAAAUGCUUAGCCAGUUAGCAUCUGAGGCAGGGAUCUGAAGGAGUCUGUGUCUUGCUUUCUUUGCCUGCUGCCCAUGAAGGCAGAGUGCAUUCUGGUGUGGGUGCCCAUGAACUCUUGCUGGGAGCUGCUGUCGGAUCAGAAGCAGCCUCAUCUGCCUUGGCAUAGAAAGAGUGCUCCUUCGGGCUGUCAGGUCAUGAGCUCUGGGCUGCCCUUACUCCUCAUCAGCCUCACAGAGGUCUGUGCCGACACUUCUGCCCUUUAAGACAAAAGAAAUAGACCCAGCAUGAGUGGAAGUGGGUGUCUGUUUGCACCGUUCCCGUGACAGCCAUCCAGGCAAAAUCAUGAAAUACACUUGGUUCUGUAAAUUGCUUCUUUAAAUGUCCUGUAGAUUUUUUCCUGUAGGAAAAAAAUUAAAAGUAUUCAAAGACA
Molecule: messenger RNA, 4955 nt
Organism: Rattus rattus (black rat)
Lineage: Eukaryota; Metazoa; Chordata; Mammalia; Rodentia; Muridae
Gene: Lsm11
Product: LSM11, U7 small nuclear RNA associated
Exons: 3
Coding region: 38-1039 (333 amino acids)
Biological process (GO): mRNA 3'-end processing by stem-loop binding and cleavage
Cellular component (GO): U7 snRNP
Molecular function (GO): U7 snRNA binding
Source: RefSeq, a predicted model, not a curated record